AUGGACGACAUUAUGACCGAAUUCGAUCGUGAACUUGAUGCAGCUUCUGUCCAUGUUGGCAAACAAGUUAUUGACAAAUUGACUGGUGCUCUCUAUUUGGGCGAAUUAAUUCGAAGGAUUCUGCUUAAACUUACUAAAGACAAAAUUCUUUUUGUGGUGAAAAAGUUGAAGCUUUGGAGAAAUGAACCUGGAGAAAUGCGUAAAAAUUGCCGUAAAAUUUGUGAUGAAAUGGAAGUUCAGAAUCACGGUAGUAUUGACUAUUUUAUUAUGCAAGAAGUUUGUAUUGCCGCGUCUGAACGUUCUGCUGGCGUUGUUGCUGCAGCCAUUUCUGCAUUACUUCGACAUAUUGGACGCAGGAAGAUUAAAAUUGGUCUUGGUGGUGCAAUUAUUCAAUUCCACCCGCAAUAUCAAGAGAUGUUGGAAAAUUAUUUGAAGUCUAUGGCACCGAUUAAUAUUGACGUUUGUUUUCUUUUUUUUCUUGUAAAUUUUGGGAAAGGGGUUAUUGGGUCUUUUUCACGAGUCGCUAAUAGAUCCGAAAGCCCCGGAUUUUCGACCCGAAACACUUUCAGAGAAAAUUUUUUUCGGCAAAUCUAUAUCGCCUCCUUUCCUCAAUUUCGUGACACUACGGGUAUCUUGUAUUGUUUCACCGGAACCUAA
Meloidogyne enterolobii is the source of this 657-nucleotide messenger RNA. Lineage: Eukaryota; Metazoa; Nematoda; Chromadorea; Rhabditida; Meloidogynidae. The record is from the annotation of a GenBank genome assembly.